This is a messenger RNA of Xyrauchen texanus (razorback sucker), 1137 nucleotides long. RefSeq lists its product as uncharacterized. The record is from RefSeq and is a predicted model, not a curated record. Gene Ontology annotation, molecular function: G protein-coupled receptor activity. Gene Ontology annotation, biological process: G protein-coupled receptor signaling pathway. The transcript has 2 exons. Lineage: Eukaryota; Metazoa; Chordata; Actinopteri; Cypriniformes; Catostomidae. Gene Ontology annotation, cellular component: membrane. The coding region runs from base 1 to 1137 and encodes 378 amino acids.
AUGUCUGGCAUCAACAUCUCUUUACCAUCAUCAACCGAUGCUGAGUACAAUGUCACGGAGACGGAUCUACACAGGACCCUGGAGGCUCACCGCACCAUUAAGAUUGGAAUAAUAUCAGUUUUGGGAGUGAUGAUAACUUUGGGGAACAUCGCUGUGGUGAUGGUCAUUGCUUCAGCCGUAUCGGGCUGGUCGCGAAACUCGCGGUAUUUCCUUUUAUCGCUAACCGGAGCGGAUUCGGCGUUCGGACUGCUUAUAAUGCCACUGAAUCUCUGCGUAAGUUUCAUGAAGGAAUAUAACGAGGGCCCUGACCCUUUCUGUCACGUCGUAGCAUUUUUCAACGCAACCAUUUAUUCGACUUGCAUGUAUACACUAGCAACCAUAAGUCUGGAAAGAUACAUAGCUGUGUUUUACCCUUUGAAAUACUCCACCGUGCUGACCAGGAGACGCGCUUUGCUUUUAAUCUUGUUCGCGUGGAUAUUCCCGCCAAUUCUCCUCAUACCUAUCUCGUUUCCGGCGGGCAUUAUUGAAGUGUAUUUUUCCCGCGCAUCGCUCGUGUGCAACCCCAUGUACUCCAGCAACGUCACGUACUCUCUCUCUUUGACGGGCUUCAUCUUCUUCCCAUGCUCGGCUAUCAUGACCUUCUGUAAUCUGCGUCUGUGGAUAGCCGCCAAGAGACAGAGGUUAAGGUUGAGGAAGCACAGCUGGGGAGGAGGAUACAGACCCAAAGUGGCCUUACGUGUUCUAGUACCAGUCAUGACGGUAUACUACACCUGCUGGACGCCCUGCAUGGUGAUCAUGCUUUACAAUGCCAUUUCAGGCAGUAGUGUCCCAGAGUGGAUAGAGUUUAUUGCAGUGUGGUUACCAACCUCCAAUGGCUUCCUUAAUUGUAUCUUCUACUUCUGGAUCAACCAUAGCUUUAGAAGGAAAUUCCAUUUGGUCCUUCAGAAACUAUGUCUGGGACUAUGUCCUGGUGCUGACACUGAUUCUGGUUGCAUCAACACCGUAGAGUCCUCGGUGGUUCUUGGAUGGAAUGAUAACCAUUCUCUUCAUGAGCGUUUUUCUAGCGUGUCGUCCACGUGUGCUCUACUCAUGCUCAUGGCAACCGAGACCAGCAUCCGAGAACCACAACCAGGUUAA